AUGGGAGUACCUGCCUUCUGGGAACUAAUCAAAGACCAUCAGAGUGUCCAAAGGAUUCCAUUUCAGCAAUUUGUCACCGAGUUUCAGCAUGCUGAAGGGAGAGCUCCAAGGCUCGCAAUCGAUGCAUUUGGUUGGUUAUUUGAAUGCGGGUUCCUUACGGGAGAAACCGACGAACUCAUUGAUAAGGGAUAUAGGACUGACGGAUUAGCGAUCCUUGCUUUUUUGAAACGCUUGAAGAUCCUGCUAUCGCUUGAUGUGACGUUUGUUUUGGUCUUCGAUGGUCCAUUUAAGCCCAAGUUCAAGAACGAACUGAAAUUGAAGAGGGCCACCAGUGACAAAUUAGAUGUGCUGACAGCUGUCAACGUCGACAUAGACGGUUGGACCAACCCAAGCUCACCUGAAAAUGAGGUACAUGAUGUAGAAGGUCUGAGGAUGGCCAAAAAGCUUUUAACACUAAUGAACAUAUCAUGGCUUGACGCUGCCGGUGAGGGAGAAGCCGAAUGCGCUCGGCUUCAAAAGUUAGGUUUAGUAGAUUACGUGGUGACUAACGACUCAGAUGUGUUUGCAUUUGGGGCAACUAGGGCUCUUCGUAAUAUGUCCAAAUUCUGGGAAGAUUUACCGGCAUCUUACGCCGAUGCUACCAGGAAAAAGGACCACAAGGAGAAUUUCGUUACAAUGAUAGAUAUAAGCAGAAUUUCCUGCUGGAACCAGGAUCAUAUUCUAUUAUACUACGCCCUUUUGGGGGCGGAUUACAGCCAAGGGGUAAGAGGGCUAGGAUCUCGAAAAUCCGCGACUCUCGCACAACUCAGGGAACCUAAUUUUGCAUCAGAGUUCAAAGCCAUAUUCGCGGACGCCAGCUCAAGUGCCGAGCUUCGACGGCCCCAAUAUCUGGAUUUCCAACAAAGAAUGUUCAAUCACUGCCGAUGCCAUAGUGUGGAACUGUUUGGAAGAAAUUAUUUCAAAACAUCCGGAGCAGCUCAAUUUCAAGGCUGGCCGUCAGAGGAAGCUCUUUUACAUUACUUCCAUCCAACUGUGUCCGAACAGGUUCAGACCGACUGCCUCAAUGGCGAGUAUAACAACAUAAGUGGUAAGUUCAAUAUUCCUGAGAGCAACAUCCGCCAACUAUUUGAUCUUGUCAACGAAUUAGAUCUCAAAAUAAUAACGGAUAUCAGCAAAUGGUUCCACGAUAUAAUGCAUACAACUUUCCUGCUAAAAAAGAUUUUGCAUGGCUCGACGUUACCUGACGACCAGUUAUAUGUUUUCAAGAUCACAGAUAAUUGGAUUUCCAACAUAUGCAAUGGAACAGUUCACCUUGAUUACUGGCGAAUCAGGUAUAACUCGUUUAUGGCAGGAGUCGAAGAGCCUCAGUCUGAAGCUUUUACUCGGCAAGAGGGCGAAUCAGACCGCAGUGACCCUAAUAUAAUUAGCCGCAGGAAAAGCCCAACCAAAAAGCAAGCGGACCGGGAAGCGUAUCGCUACAUGACGUCAGUUCCCUCGGCAAUGCUUCCCAGCUCAAACUUGCUGGUCAAGAGAUAUAUGUUAGAGAGCCACAAAGGCGGUGGGAAAACUCCACGCAAGAAGCGAAUUACAUCGCGAUGCUCCUCCAUUCAAAAGAACAACCUUGACGAGUUUCUGAAAAAGCACUCAUCGCCCAGAAAGAAGUUAACAGAAGAUGUGAUUGAGACGCCUCUACUACCACCAACUAAACGGAAGUUAUUUGUCGAAGAUGACAAUAAAGACCUCGAGCCUGAGGUCUCCGACUGGGCGGAUACAAGCUCUUUGAUCAUUGUCUCGGAACAAGGUCGUAAAGAGGACCCAGGUGUACCACCAAAAUCACCAGAGCGGAUGCACAUGUUCGGGCUAUCUGCCCACCUCGAUGAAAGUUCUGAGCUCGACGAAAAUGAAUCGCCCUUGAAAAAAAGGAAUAUCUCCACCCGACCUCGCUCUCAAGGUUCAGAAUCUAUCCCCCUUGAUAUCAUAGAUUUGACCCAUGACGGCCAACUAUGA
This is a messenger RNA of Lachancea dasiensis, 2007 nucleotides long. NCBI's taxonomy places the organism in Eukaryota, Fungi, Ascomycota, Saccharomycetes, Saccharomycetales, Saccharomycetaceae. The record is from the annotation of a GenBank genome assembly.